Molecule: messenger RNA, 1717 nt
Organism: Vitrella brassicaformis
Lineage: Eukaryota; Vitrellaceae
Source: the annotation of a GenBank genome assembly
CCCACUGCUUGCCUUGCCUCACUCACAGCUCAACCGGGAACGUGACGACCCCCUCCGGCGGCUUGGGUCUUUCCUCGACCUCGAACGUGGCGGUGGCCUGGACAUCAGGAGAGAGAAGAACAAUACAUCGAUACCCACCAGACGGCCGUCUGGUGCAGGCUGGCUGUGUAUGUGUGUGUGUGUGUGUAGUUGCGUACCUCCCCGCCUUUGCUGCUCUUCAGGCCGAUCGUCACCUUCUGACCCGCACUGAUCGGGCCCACACCCGCUGGCGUGCCUGCAGUGACGGCACAGCAGAGCAGUCCAGCGAACGGACAAGUGUUCCACUGGUGCUGGUUGGCGCUGGUUGGUGCUGGUUGUGUCUGUGGGUACCUGUGAGGAUGAUGUCGCCGGCCUGGAGGGUCAUUAAGCUGCUGAUGUAGGACAGCAGAGUGUCUACCUGCACACACAUGCACACCAUCAUGCCAGGUUCAUGUCAUGCAGCACUCGGUCCCUGCUGUGGCUGGUAGGUGGGUGCACCUGCUGACUGACUGACCUUGAAGACCAUGUCCUUGGUGUUGCCCCUCUGCUUGUCCACCCCAUCCACUUGCAGCCACAACUCUGGUUGAGAGCAACAGGACACGACAGGCAUAAGGCGCGCAUGUCUCUCCCUCCCUCCCUCCCUCCCUCCCUCCCCGCCACGCCCAUCGGUCCGAACGUUUUCCGCCUACCUGUGUCGUCGAGAUCGAUGUGGUGCGGUGGGAUGAGGACAGGUGCGAUAGGGGCGAAUCCGUCCUGUAUAGAAGUGCGUAGUUAUCGACCACUCACUCGCAAGUGCGGAUGAUGAAUCCAUGUGAUCACGUCAGUCACCUCACCUGCGCCUUUGACAUGACCCACGGUUCGCCCCUCUUCUUCUCGGCCUCCUGCACCGCACGGGCAGUCAGGUCGAUCGCCACUCCAUAACCUACGACAUAGUUAGUGGGAUGACAGACAGACAGACAGACGGACGGGACGGUCCAUGGCACACAGACAGAUUCGCGGUGUCCGGCCGGCUGUGUGGCCGGGCGUAUGCCCGCGUGUGUGUACGUGUGUCCUCCUUCCUUCUCCUCCUCCCCCACCGACCUGCCACUUUCUUGAUGGCGUGCGCAGGGGUCGCGUUCUUGCAGUCCUUCUCCAUAAACACCGCAAGCUCCACCUCGUAAUGGAUCGGACCUGCAGCUCAAUGAAACCAAGAGGGGGCGAGCAGCCAGGCCCAGCCACGCACGCACGCGAGGUGAAAUCCAGACCACACCCCACCCUUGCCUUGCCCAGGUCAGUCAGUGCUUAGGUACCCAUGUCGGUGGGGAUGUGGAUCUUGUCGGGCGGCGUGAUGACGCUCGUGCCAUGCUUCAGAAAGAGCAGGGGCGCCUUGGGCACCUCACCACCUGCAUCGCAUCAUCAAUCAAUGGGUGAGUCAAGACAAGAGCCCACAAGCCAUCCAAUUGAAGUCAUCUGUCUGUCUGUCUGAGCCUGUCUGUCUUGCUGAGUGAGUCUGGCUGUCUGCAAUGCAUACCGAGUUCUUGUGCAUGGUCGGCAUAGUUUCGCCCGACGCACACCAGCUUCCGAGUGCCCCUGCUCCCAAUCUGCAACGCGGAACAGGUCACAACAAUUGCGCUGGAGCCUUCACUUUCAUUCAAGGACUCGACAGAAGCCAGAUCACUUACCUUCACUUGAGCGGCGCCCAUCGUUGCUACCAACCAAG